ACACCUUAAAGGUGAAGAAGACGAAGAGGUUUAUGAAGGGCUUAAUGCUAACGGUACUAUGUCAAAAAGCAUUGGUACUGGAACUGAUGACCCUCCUACCAAUGACAAACGUUCGAAUAGUGACUUGGCUUUAAGUUACACUUUUAUUGAAGUUAAGGAUGACGAAGCAGAAGAUACGCUUGCUCGUCUUGGAUUAUAUCAACUUGCUGGCUCCUAUGAAUCCUAUCAACCACUCCUUCGUUUUGCUCUUAACUCUUCUACUCUUCCACAUUCCCUUGUUGUAGUCGUCCUAGAUUGGGCACGCCCCUGGACUUUUAUCGAAACAUUACAAAAAUGGAUUAAAUUUGUAGAAUUAGGUAUCGAAAGUGUAAAAAAGGAAGGAAAUGUUGGAUCUAAAGAUGGUUGGACCAAAGGAAAAGCAGUGGUUGAUGAAUUGAAAGAUUUACACGCCGCUAAUCCAAAUGCAACAGUUAAUAGUGAAGAAGAUGAUGUUGCAUUGCCAUUGGGACCAGGAGUUUUGACUACAAAUCUAGCAGUGCCAUUAGUGGUGGUUUGUACCAAGUCCGAUAAUGUUAGUACUCUUGAGCGUGAGUUAGAUUAUAAAGAAGAGCAAUUCGAUUACAUACAGCAAACUUUACGAACAAUUUGCCUCAAAUAUGGUGCAGGGCUUUUUUAUACAACUACACGUCAACCUCAAACAUUUGUCAACCUUAGAAAAUAUAUCCUUCAUCGACUCCUUGGUUCUAAAGCUUCAUCCAGUGACACUAAAUCUGCAUACGCUUUUAAUAUUAAGGCACACGUUGUUGAGCGUGAUACAGUGUUGGUUCCCACUGGUUGGGAUUCUUGGGGUAAAAUUAAAGUUUUAAGAGACGGAUUUGAUUGUGAGGGAUUGCUUCAAGGCUGGGAAUUGGAUAUGGGGGGUGAUAAACCUGCUGAAGGAGAAGAAAAGGAAAUAAUCAGUGCUAAAAAGUUGUACGAGGACGUAGCUGUCCAUGAAGAUUCCGAUAAACCACUAUCAAUCCCACGCAUGAUUAUCGCUGAGGAUGAACAAGAUUUCUUCAGCCGUCAUUUUGAUACUUUACAAAAGGCUAAUAACGAACGUCAAUCCCCACCCUCAGUUGUCGGACCAAUGGGAGCUCCCAAUUAUUCGUAUGGCGACAUUGCCAAAGUACCUUCACCACCUUCAGGCAUCAAUAUCACGAAUGGAAGCACGGGUGCUCCUCCUGUAAAUGGACCUGCACCUAAUCAAAAUGAGGUUCUUGCCAACUUCUUCCAAAAUCUGCUUUCGAAGAAGGCUAAUAUAGCACCGGCUACCUCAGGGAAUUCUCAAACAUCACCGAAUGAACCAACUGCUAGUCCUGUUCCCAAACAACAAAAUGGAUCGAGUAACGUUAGUCGAACGAUGGUUCAAAAAGAGUUAGAUAAAUUGAGAAAUUUGCCUAACAAUACAACUGCAAGUAUGGCUGGAAAAUAA
This is a messenger RNA of Funneliformis mosseae, 1474 nucleotides long. NCBI's taxonomy places the organism in Eukaryota, Fungi, Glomeromycota, Glomeromycetes, Glomerales, Glomeraceae. The record is from the annotation of a GenBank genome assembly.